AUGAAAGGAGCGCGUGAGCGGCGCUUGCUCUGACUUCCUCGCUCAUCGGCAGCUACAUUGUGUGGAAAGCAGCACGUUGUUGGCUUCUGCACGCUGAACUUUACGCCGAAUAAACGUUCUCCUGUUCAAGGAGAAACCGGAUUCAAAGCUACCAGAUAUUCUCUCAGACGUCUGUAAGUUACCCCAGCUUGCGAAAACAUGUCGGCCUCGGCGGCAAAAGUGAGUAAAAAGGAGCUGAACUCAAACCAUGACGGAGCGGAUGAGACCUCCGAGAAAGAGCAGCAAGAAGCUAUUGAACACAUUGAUGAAGUUCAAAAUGAAAUUGACAGGUUGAAUGAGCAAGCAAGUGAGGAGAUCCUCAAAGUAGAACAGAAAUACAACAAACUCCGUCAGCCAUUCUUUCAAAAGAGGUCAGAACUGAUCGCCAAAAUCCCCAACUUCUGGGUCACCACAUUUGUCAACCAUCCACAGGUAUCAGCCCUACUGGGGGAGGAAGAUGAGGAAGCGCUUCAUUACCUGAGCCGAGUGGAGGUGACAGAGUUUGAAGACAUCAAGUCAGGCUACAGAAUAGAUUUUUAUUUCGAUGAAAAUCCGUACUUCGAAAACAAAGUUCUUUCCAAAGAGUUCCAUCUGAAUGAGAGCGGAGACCCAUCUUCAAAGUCAACAGAAAUCAAAUGGAAAUCAGGAAAGGACCUGACCAAGCGCUCCAGCCAGACACAGAACAAAGCAGGAAGGAAGAGGCAACACGAAGAACCAGAGAGCUUCUUCACUUGGUUCACUGAUCAUGCCGACGCGGGCGCUGAUGAGCUCGGGGAGGUCAUCAAGGAUGACAUCUGGCCAAACCCUCUGCAGUACUACCUGGUUCCUGAUAUGGAGGAUGAAGAGGGUGAAGGUGAGGAAGAUGAAGAGGAUGAGGAGGGUCUGGAGGACAUUGAUGAGGAAGGAGAUGAAGAUGGUGAGGAAGAUGAAGAGGAUGAUGGAGAAGAUGGAGAGGACGACGAGGGAGAAGAUGACUAAGAAAACCACCAUUUACCAAGACCCUCAACCUUCUAUUCCCUGUUCAGUUUUUCCACUCAUGUUCGGGAGCAAAGGUUUUAUUUUAUUUUUUGUUACUUUUUUUUUUUUUUUUUUUUAAUCCGUGUGUGCUUCAUUUUCCAUUCUGAAGCCUCUUUCACUUGUUGGUGCCAUGUUUUGUUAUCCCUCGACUCAUCUAAGGCGAAUGGCACUUUGCCCUGAAUUUUGAGUACCAUCCCCCUCAAGUCAUCUAAAAAUGAUAAUAAAAAUGUCUAAAAAAUAGAAUCAGCACGGCAUCCUAAGUAGAUUUGAAGACUAUUCACACAGAAGUUCUUCUGUUCAAGGUUGUGUGGUAAAUUGAUUAAAGCCAUGGUGUAGUGACCUAGCGCUAGCAGACCUCUCAAUAUUUUCUUUCCUUUUUUUUUUUUUUUUUUUUUUUUUUUUUUUAAAUUUUAUUUUAUUUUUUUUCUUCAUUUGGGAUGUUGAACCCUUAAAACUUAUUUUCCCCUACGUGCUUAAUGAGUACCAGCUCAUUCCUUUGACUUGUAAUGUUUAGAGGGAGGGCAGGGUGGGGCAGGAGUAUGUUGGAUAUUGGGGAGAGUGGUUAUUUUGACACCAUUUCUAUGGGACUUUUUUUUUUCAUUGUAUUGUUUUACAGAUAUCCAUGAGAUUUGAAAUGACAUUUUUAAUAAAGAACAAAAUGGAAAAAAAAACAAGCUUGUAAAUUUUGCCCCCCACUGCUUCAUGGGUUUAAAAAAUGGACCUGUUAUCUCAGAAUUUACAUUUAAUCACCCUUUUCCUUUUUUCGCUUGGGGUGGGGGGGGAAGAAAUUGUUUUAAAUUUGAGGUGUACAACUUGCUUUGUUACAAUAAUAAAACUUACUGUGUAUACAUGUGUGGGUGCAUUCAAAUUUAAGAAAAUAUAAUUCAGGUAGUGGCAAAGGCACCAGGGUUAACUACUU
Molecule: messenger RNA, 1975 nt
Organism: Pelmatolapia mariae (spotted tilapia)
Lineage: Eukaryota; Metazoa; Chordata; Actinopteri; Cichliformes; Cichlidae
Gene: seta
Product: SET nuclear proto-oncogene a
Exons: 8
Coding region: 199-1017 (272 amino acids)
Biological process (GO): nucleosome assembly
Cellular component (GO): chromatin; nucleus
Molecular function (GO): chromatin binding; histone binding
Source: RefSeq, a predicted model, not a curated record